ACGAAAGCAGACGGAAAUUUAUUCAGUGUGAAUUUCUUCAAUUGCUCGGCUCUAUUUAAGAAUCUUAGCGAACGAAGUCUAUUUUAUCAAGUGCGCGACAAAGUAUAUGAAAUUAGUGUACACAAGCAAUUGACACAUUGUGUGUGACUCUCAAUAAAAGAGAAGAUAGACGAAAAAAAAAAAAUCUGUUUAUAACGUAGUUAAACGACGCAAAAAACUUGCCAAUAAAAAAAGAAGCCGAAAAAAGAACGAUCGAGUUAUGAACUCAGUGCGAAAUCCAACUGGACACACAACUUGAACGGAAUCACGACUGAUUUUUUUUUUGCUGUUGUUCUUAUUGUUGCAAUGUACAAAUCAUUUUUACCUCAAAUUGGACGAACGAUUCGUGGUGCCUUCAAGUGUUAUUGCAAUAAAAAUAUUAAUUAAAGUGAUAACGACGACGGAAAGCAAUUACAGAAAAACUCUGAUUCAAAGUAACGAUUGUGCAGAAAAAAAAUAGACAAAACGAAUAGGCAAAAAAAAAACAACAGACAAACGAAUAGGAAAUAAGCGCAAACAAACGCAGAAAAAACCAACAGAUAGAUCUUGAAUAGAUUAGAAUUAGAAUGCCACUGUCUUUGAAUCAUAACAAAAGUGAAUCGAAACGUAACCGUAAUUAUUUAAUGGCAAACAUGAAAUCAAACAGUGGUGAUUUACUCAGAACGAUGCAGCUGGUGAUUUUGAUUUUUAUUUCAACGGUUUUACCACUUUCAACCACAGCACAAGACUAUGAUGUGAGUGAAAUCCAGUGUUCAUUCGCAACCACCACCUCAAGUACAGCCGACAUGAUAACGGCUCGAUUGAAAAAACCCGUUGGAUUUAAGGGCUCACCAUUAUUUGCCGAUGAUCGAAAUGUAAAUCCUGAAGUCGACCGAGCUUGUUCUAUUCGACCUGAAUCCGGUGAUCCAGAGAACAUUGCAUACGUACUCAAAAUUACGGAUUUCUCACGAUGUGGCGUUCUUAAACGCAAUGGCUUUGUUCACGUACGCAUUUGGUUCCCACAAUUUCCCGGCGUUGUGAUGCAAUCGGACCAAGAAUUGAUUAUCAUGUGCAAACCACCCGAGCCAACAGUCAUACAAAAUAAGGCCGCCGGUUUUGCUGGCUCAUUUCCGGGUGGUGCUCGCGUUUCAGGAGUCGUUGAAGAGACACCCGGCCGCUUGGAAUACGAAGUCGCUCUUUACAAAGAAGCUCCGCCGAUCGGAAGAAUUAAUGGUAAUAUGGCAAUGAGCGCACAUUUGAAGAAUCAAACAAAGCAACAACAAGCCAUUAUGAACCAAAAUGAAUUGCCGGUAGAUCAAGCUGUACCAAUUGGCACGAAAUUACAAUUGCGUGCUCGAAUCAGUACUCAGAGCGUAUGGAAGUUCGUUAAAUUGAUGGAAGUUACAGUCUCACCCGAUCCAGAUGAUCCACAUGCCCCAGGUUCAGUUGCUUUAGUUCGCGAUGGUUGCAGAAAUAGAGAUUUCGCCUCAAUUAUACCACAUCAACCUGCAAGAUAUCGUGAGAGAUCAAACGAAGUAUUCCUCGAUUUUGAAGCAUUUUUACUGAGCUCAAUGCGCGAAAGAAGCACACUUUGGAUUCAUUCACAAAUCAAAGCCUGUAUGGAAGCGGUUGAUUGUCAGCCCGACUUCUGUUUGGAUUUGUUUGAACCAUCUGGCCAUGGGCGAAGACGGCGUGCAAUUUCCGAUGACAGCGAUAAAAAUCAUACAAACACACUGACUGACUUUGCAAAGUUCAAAGAGAACAUUGAAUAUUCGGUGAUGUUACCGGGCGAUUACGAUCAAAUGAAAUAUCAGGAUGAUGAUCAGUGCAAGAGUUUUAUUAUGAUUUCCGGUCUUUUGGCUCUGUUGCUCACAUUGUCAACAAUACUGUCUUGUUCGCUGGUUUCGAAAAUCCAAAAUGUCAGUCGAAAAACCAUAGACGAUUACAUUCCAUCAAAAGGUUAUGCCGGCCGAGCGGUGCUUCAAUAAUACAAAUGUCUCCACAGACUUAAAUCGAAUAAGAACAAAUGAAUUUAAACAAUUUUCAUACAAAUUUCGUGUUUAAGUAAACUUGACAAUAAUUUAGAAAACAUAAAGUAAAAUGCCUGACUAAUUUAAAUCUGAUGACGAUGCUUCUCCCCCAAAAAAAAAUUAUAGACUGUAUCCUUUGUUGCAUUUAGUGAUGAUGGAAGGCGAUCAUUAGAUUCUUUUAGCUCUCGUGAUUAAUUAUUUUAGAGAAAAAACAACAUAUAAAUCAUUCAUUGCGAAACUAUUUCACACAGAUAUUCUUUUAAAUCCUAAACAUUUAAUUAUCAAAUAGAAUUUAUGCUCUAGCUCUUAGUUCACGGUAAAAUUUAAAAUUUCAUCAAAUUCAAUGGAUUUUCUAUAGAUUCAGCGAGCUCGAUUCAAC
Molecule: messenger RNA, 2427 nt
Organism: Sitodiplosis mosellana (orange wheat blossom midge)
Lineage: Eukaryota; Metazoa; Arthropoda; Insecta; Diptera; Cecidomyiidae
Exons: 10
Coding region: 606-2006 (466 amino acids)
Source: RefSeq, a predicted model, not a curated record